AUGGGUGUGGAGCAGGAGCCACCCGUGCAGCGUCAGAUAGAUGCCAUCCGCGCCUUUCGCAACGUCUCCGACGACCUGCUGCUCGUGGACCUCAAGACGUUCGUUACUGAGCACCGGCGUUUACUGGUGAAACCCGAAUACUUCGACCCCAGUGUUAAGGAGACCAAAAUAAAAACCCUCGACCUCAUGAAACAGGCCAUCUAUGGAACUCAGUUGCGGUUGCGUGACCUCGACGGCGUGAUGGAGCGAUUCAAAGAUAACCAAGCGUUCCAGAUGGCGUUCCUUUUCUACCGGCUGGACCAGCUCAUCGUAGACAUGCGUCGUAUCUACACUUUGGCGCUCAACAAGCGGCUGCGCAAGCCCAUGUACCAGCACAUCAUCUGGUACGAGCACCUCGCCAGAAAGCACGUUGACGUGCUGUAUAUAGUGCAGUUCGUGAUCGACACGCACGGGCGAGUGAUGAAGAAUAUCAACGUCAACGUUCAGCCUAUGAUGAGUCAAUGA
Messenger RNA from Pieris macdunnoughi, 504 nucleotides. The record is from the annotation of a GenBank genome assembly. NCBI's taxonomy places the organism in Eukaryota, Metazoa, Arthropoda, Insecta, Lepidoptera, Pieridae.